AUACAUAUGUAUUAUUCUUUUGAUGAUGGUGGCGUAGAAGCCAAAACACGGGAUGAUGCAGUCACCAAUACACAUGGGCGCUCCUUUCCUACGACUAAUAAAACCAUCAUUUAUCCCCCCCCUGGCCCUGAGAACUUCCUUCCGCCCCUACUUCUGUCUUUCCCAUAUUCUCUCACAGAUCAUUUAUCAAACACUUUCCUGAUUGUGCAGUUUUGAAUGGGAAAUUCCACAACCCUAUUGUCAUUCUUCGUUCUCAUUCUCAUUUUCCUCAUCAAUUCCUCAUUAGGCACAUCAACACUUACAACUGUGUCCAAAGAUCAAAUAUCAUGCACAAUGUGCUCUGCAUGUGAUAACCCAUGUCAACCCCUUCCAUCUCCUCCGCCGCCGUCUCCGCCCCCACCGGCUAUUGUCUCUGACUGCCCGCCACCUCCAGUUACGCCAAGUUCAGGAUCCUAUUACUAUUCUCCUCCGCCGCCAUCAGAGCCUAUGUUCAUUUACUCAUCUCCGCCUCCACCAGGAGUUGGCGGUGCAUUUUAUCCCCCGGCAAACAAUGGGAACUAUCAAGGCCCGCCGCCACCAAACCCAAUAGUUCCUUACUUCCCAUUCUAUUAUUACAACCCACCACCUUCUUCUUUUGUUUCGAGCAACUGUGCCCGUUUGGAGAUGCACUCUAUUUUUCUUAGCUUUUGGUUCUUUUAUUUCCUCCUGUUGAAGUGAUUGCAGAUAAAUGUUCAGUCAUAGACAGGUUUUUCUAAAAUAUACGUGGUUGGUGCUUAUUUUCCUUACUGCUAGAAAAUAAAAUCUGGUGGUUGCAUUGAUCUCUAGACUUACAGCUGAGGAAAGUGACAAGGCAGAAGAAAUAAUAAGAUGCAUUCCACACUUGUAAUUUUCUCUCUAUGUGUAUUCUUCACUGUCAUGUUUUGUGAAAUAAAUGAAAAUUUUUGUAAUAUGUUUAAUAUUCUUAGGACGGUAGUCAUUGAAUUUUCGCAAUACGGUUUAAAUUUGUCGGUUGUCCUGGAGUUUUAUGAUGUUGAGCGUUUAUUGUGAUUAUUGUAAUCAAGCAAUCCCGUGUGGU
This is a messenger RNA of Manihot esculenta (cassava), 1075 nucleotides long. RefSeq names its product extensin. The transcript has a single exon. NCBI's taxonomy places the organism in Eukaryota, Viridiplantae, Streptophyta, Magnoliopsida, Malpighiales, Euphorbiaceae. The coding region runs from base 217 to 717 and encodes 166 amino acids. The record is from RefSeq and is a predicted model, not a curated record.